UGAAAAAUAAAACAACAACAACUUAAGACAAACAAGAACAAUGAACAAUUCCUCUGAUUGGUUAUUUUUGACGUCACGUGACGUUAAUUUUGACGUCGUCGCGACGCAUCUAUUGCAUCAUAGCAACUAGUAUUGUUGACAUAUUAAUGUUACGCACAACAUAUUAUUAAAAUAAAAAUGGAUGAAUUCGUAGAAGAAAAUCAGGCAGCUGAAGGCGUAAAACAAAACAACAAGAGUCCACAAGCUAAAGUUAUGGAAUGCGGAGAAAAUGGUGGUAUCAAAAGAAGAAAAAGAAAACAAUCUAAGAAACAAUACGAGAGAUGGGUUAAAUAUCGGGAACAGAAAAAAUCCGAGAAGAAGAUGAAAGCCUCAUUAAAUCAAGCAGCUUUAGUUGCGGCUUUUUCCAAUUUAAGAGCAGAAGCGGCUGAGUUUGUGCCACGAUCUGUGGCUUCAAACCUCGAUCAGAUACCUCCAUCUGUUAACACAAAUGCCGGGCAGGAAUGUGAGACAACACAGCUAGUUGAAGAUGUUGUUGAAGUGCAUGAAGAAAAUACAAAUAGCGGUGAUGAUAUAUCUGAUAUCAUUGUAGAAUCAGAAAGUGAAAUCGCAGAUAACAUUCACACUGACGAAGAUGACUUGGACGCCGGCGUAUUUGGAAUAUUAUCAAUCUACACUUCUAGUGAAAUCCACGCCAUUGUUCACCAGGAGACGAUUUACAAGAAUUUUGAUAUUGCAGACACAACUGGAUACUUCUAUUUUUCACUCACAAAUUUGUAA
Messenger RNA from Ruditapes philippinarum (Manila clam), 777 nucleotides. RefSeq lists its product as uncharacterized. Bases 178 to 777 code for a protein of 199 amino acids. NCBI's taxonomy places the organism in Eukaryota, Metazoa, Mollusca, Bivalvia, Venerida, Veneridae. The transcript has 3 exons. The record is from RefSeq and is a predicted model, not a curated record.